This is a messenger RNA of Pimephales promelas (fathead minnow), 7272 nucleotides long. It is a transcript of the gene kcnh2b, whose product is annotated as potassium voltage-gated channel, subfamily H (eag-related), member 2b. Gene Ontology annotation, molecular function: inward rectifier potassium channel activity. Gene Ontology annotation, cellular component: plasma membrane. Gene Ontology annotation, biological process: potassium ion transmembrane transport; regulation of heart rate by cardiac conduction; regulation of ventricular cardiac muscle cell membrane repolarization. Lineage: Eukaryota; Metazoa; Chordata; Actinopteri; Cypriniformes; Leuciscidae. The record is from RefSeq and is a predicted model, not a curated record.
CGGUGGAAAACAAAGCGCGUUGAAAGCGCUCUCGCGCGCGCGCAACUGUCAGGUGAGUUAUAGGAUCUCGCAUGGAGCUUUCGGUGAUCGUUCGGGAUCCUCGUCGGGAUAAUCGUGAAGUAUCCCAAUUUAAAGCCGUGAUUUCUGUUCCUUUUCCUCAAGAGCCCGGGAGAUGACGACAUCAAGGGUUCGACACCUGCGAAAGGAGACAAAUGACACCAGAAUGAAAUGAACUAAACAGAAACACACAGCAAUAAAUGUGCUAUACUAGUAAUAAGCAAUUAUUUAAGUUUAGUUGUGUUUGUAUUGUAGUUAAAACAGACGCGGGCAUCCAGCUUCACGAGCUCGUUGUUGUCGUUGGUCACCAUCGAAACGGGAGGAGCGCGCGCGAGAGCGAUGCGCGCCGUCAAAUGAAUCGCUUCUCCUUUCUUUAUAAGCAAGAGGAAGAAAUCUCUUUUCUUCUUACAUUUGUUUUUUGACGUAUGAAAACCCAGAAGAGCGCUUUAAUUGGACAAAGGGGAAAUUAGGGUACCUCGCGAGCGCGUUCCAGUCGCACAGAGUUCAGCGUCCAACAUGUCACGGAGUAAAUUAGUCUAACGAUACUUUCUCAUUUUUUAACGGAUUACACGACGUAAACAAUCUUCGGAAACUGGAAACUGUUGGAUAAGUAAAUAUAGCGUGUUGUUCUCCUGAGGGCUCGCUCGUGCUGAUGAAGUUCCCCAGAGCGCGGGGAGAUCGCGCGUCGCCGUGUGGACCCGCGCGUGCCCAGGGCACGCGGAGCGUGGCAGGAAGGUCAGCUUGAGCUCGUGACACUCGCUGGACUGAGCGCGCGAGGAUGCCGGUACGACGGGGGCACGUCGCGCCGCAAAACACUUUCCUCGACACGAUCAUCAGGAAAUUCGAGAGUCAAAGUAGGAAGUUCAUCAUAGCGAAUGCGCGCGUGGAGAACUGCGCCAUCAUCUUCUGCAACGAUGGCUUCUGCCACAUGUGCGGCUACACACGGGCCGAGGUCAUGCAGAAGCCCUGCACCUGCAGCUUCCUGUACGGCGCACACACACGCCGGCUGGCCAUCGCACAGAUGGCACAAGCGCUGCUCGGGUCCGAGGAGAGGAAGGUGGAGAUCGCGCUCUAUCGGAAAGACGGUGUGUGUUUCCUGUGUUUGGUGGAUGUGGUUCCUGUAAAGAAUGAAGAUGGCGUGGUGAUCAUGUUUAUUCUGAAUUUUGAGGUCAUGCCGGACGAUAAACUGCACGACCCCCAGGAUCUGAAUCACAAGCUGCCUCUGCUGUGGCGUCACUCCAAUCGCGCUCGAGGCAUCCGUUUACGCCUCCCGCUCCUGAACUCCCGGAACAACAGUAAAUCUUCUCUGCGGGAGGAUCCCGAGGCGGGGCGAGGAGCGGGCUUCCCCAGCGGCUCGAGCCCCGAAUCCCUGGCGCUGGGCGAACUCCUCUCGCUGCCAGAACACGAGCGCCCCCGUGUGGCCGCCGGCUCCACCCGCUCCACCAGCCUCGUGACCUCGCCGUCCUCUCGUGACCUGUUGGGCAGCGACCCCUCGUCUCCUCCUCCGGCCCCCCCGCACCCCGUCACGCUGCCUCUGGGUCAGUCCUCGCCUCGACCGCGCCGGCUCGACCCGGACGCCACCGUGUCCAACUGCAGCCUGAGCAACAGCCGCUCGCGCGAGAGCUUUCACAGCAUGCGGCGCGCGUCGUCGGUGGACGAUAUCGAGGCCAUGCGGCCGGAAUGGGAGCGGAAGCACCGAACCCGACCCAUAUGCAGCAGCACGGGAGCCGUGAACAACAAGUCCAGCAUCCUGAACUCUACCUCGGACUCGGAUCUCAUGCGUUACCGCGCCAUCAGCAAAAUCCCCCAGAUCACGCUCAACUUCGUGGACUUUAAAGCGGACCCGCUCAUCUCCCUCCCGCCCGGAGACAUGGACAUCAUCGCCCCCUGCAAACUCAUCGACCGCACACACAACGUCACAGACAAAGUCACUCAGGUUCUGUCUCUGGGCGCCGAUGUUCUUCCGGAGUAUAAGCUCCAGGCUCCUCGGAUCCACAAGUGGACGGUCCUGCACUACAGCCCGUUUAAAGCGGUGUGGGAUUGGCUGAUCCUGCUGUUGGUGAUCUACACCGCCAUCCUCACGCCGUACUCCGCAGCCUUCCUCCUGGCCGAGGAGGACAACGUGUCCAUCAAGAACUGCGUGUACUCCUGCAGCCCUCUCAACGUGGUGGACCUCAUCGUGGACAUCAUGUUCAUCAUCGACAUCAUCAUCAACUUCCGCACCACGUACGUCAACGCCAACGACGAGGUGGUCAGCCACCCGCUGCGCAUCGCGGUGCAUUACUUCAAAGGCUGGUUCCUCAUCGACAUGGUGGCCGCCAUCCCCUUCGACCUGCUCAUAUACCGCACCGGGGAGGAGACGACCACCCUGAUCGGCCUCCUGAAGACGGCGCGGCUCCUCCGGCUGGUGCGAGUGGCUCGUAAACUGGACCGCUACUCCGAGUACGGGGCGGCCGUGCUGUUCCUGCUCAUGUGCACCUUCGCUCUGAUCGCUCAUUGGCUGGCCUGCAUCUGGUACGCCAUCGGGAACGUGGAGCAGAACGGCUCCAUCGGCUGGCUCCACGCGCUCGGCGUUCAUCUGGGCAAACAGCACAACGCCAGCAGCCCCGGAUCAGGGCCGAGCAUCAAGGAUAAAUACGUGACCGCGCUGUACUUCACCUUCAGCAGCCUAACCAGCGUGGGCUUCGGGAACGUCUCGCCCAACACCAACUCCGAGAAGAUCUUCUCCAUCUGCGUCAUGCUCAUCGGAUCGCUCAUGUACGCCAGUAUCUUCGGGAACGUGUCGGCCAUCAUCCAGCGGCUGUACUCGGGGACGGCUCGGUAUCACACGCAGAUGCUGCGGGUGCGAGAGUUCAUCCGCUUCCAUCAGAUCCCCAACCCACUGCGCCAGAGACUGGAGGAGUACUUCCAACACGCCUGGUCCUACACCAACGGCAUCGACAUGAACGCCGUGCUGAAGGGUUUCCCGGAGUGUCUCCAGGCCGACAUCUGCCUCCACCUGAACCGGACGCUCCUGCAGAACUGUAAAGCGUUCAAGGGCUCCAGUAAAGGCUGUCUGCGGGCGCUGGCCAUGAAGUUCAAGACCACACACGCUCCUCCGGGAGACACACUGGUGCACGCCGGCGACGUCCUGACCGCGCUGUACUUCAUCUCUCGCGGCUCCAUCGAGAUCUUACGUGGAGAUGUGGUCGUGGCCAUCUUAGGGAAGAAUGAUAUAUUCGGCGAGCCCAUAAACCUGUACGCGCGUCCUGGGAAAUCUAACGCAGACGUGAGAGCGCUGACGUACUGCGACCUCCAUAAGAUCCACCGGGAAGAUGUGCUGGAGGUGCUGGACAUGUACCCGGAGUUCUCCGACCACUUCUGGAGUAACCUGGAGAUCACCUUCGACCUCAGAGACACGAACAUGAUUCCCGGCUCUCCCAGCAGCGAUGAUUCGGAUUGCGUCGGCUUCAACAAACUGCGGAGACGGAAACUUUCAUUCCGACGACGAACGGAAAAAGAUGAUGCAGAUGUUGGAGAGAUCAAGAAGAGUCAGAAACCUGUUCGGAGAGGCCGAAAACAAGCAGCCAAUAACAAGAGUGAACUGGACCCGGGAUGGAAGGAGCCUCGGGAUUCUGUGUCCUCUCACUCCAGUGGGGACGAGGGGGAGGAGCCUGAGCACACAAGCCCCGCCCCUCUCGCGUCACUCAUGGUUGUCACUGAGGGAGAGGCCGAUCCGAAAGCAGGAAACACAUGUAACGCCCUAUCAGGUGCUUUCUCAGGUGUGUCUAACAUCUUCAGUUUCUGGGGUGAUAGUCGUGGGAGGCAAUAUCAGGAGUUGCCCCGCUGUAACCGUCCGCAUCCCAGCAGCCUCAGCGUCAGCCGGCAGCAGCGCAGCCUCAUGGAGGGCCGACUCGAGCUACUGCAGAAACAGCUCAACAGACUGGAGAGCCGCAUGUCGACGGACAUCAGUGCGAUCAUGCAGCUCCUGCAGAGGCAGAUGAUGCUGGUCCCUCCGGCGUACAGCACCGUUUCUCCAUCACUGUUCCCCGACAGACUCGUGCAGCCCGUCACUCCGCUGGAGUCACACACACUCGCCUCUCUCUCACAGUCGUGCGAGUCUCUCCAUCCGGCAGACGCUCUUCUCUCUGGAUCCUCGAACCUCGGGACCCGAGCGGAGCAGAGGCGCUUCUCUCUGCAGGAGCCGCAGACGACACACACACCACACACACCACAGAAACACAGCUCAGACCCGGGGAGCUAGAGACUCGCUCUCUCCGUUCUGCUUCUGAGGAGUUUCAGAGACACACUGGAGCUGGUGAUCACGAACGACAGCGAUGAACUUCACUCGUCUCCACUGCUGUCCUCCACUAUUGGAGAUCCAUAAACAAACAAUAAUGAUUAUUACUAAACUCAAAGUAGCCAUUAUGUCUUGCACUGAAUUUUCCAGACUCUCUCGAUCUAUAUCUUCACGUCUACGGCGCUUCCAAAACGAAGAACUGGUUGAACUUGUUAGUGUUAGCUGGCCUAACAGAAGGAGAUACGACUACUAAUAAUAAUCGGAUGUGUUCUGUCUGUCUGUCUGUCUUUGCCUUCAUUUACUGUGCAAGAACGACGAAGAAGGCGGAGCCUCAAGCCCCGCCCACUCACACUGGAUUGGCUGGAUUGCAGUGGGUGGGGUGAUUGACAGCUUUUUGAAGCUGUGAAGAGUCACGUGUGUGACGCCGAGACCAACCGUAUGCAACGCGCGUUAGUUAGUGAUUUUUAAAGUUGGAACACAUUAGCUUUAGCAAUACAGAAUCCUUUAAACCACAAAUGAAACCAAAUACUGAAGAUUGGGUGUAAAAGUUGAUCUUUUUCAGUGAUUUUCCAUCAUCUGUGGUGUUUACGGCCCUGCAGCCACAGUCACAUGAUUAUUCAUUAUUAUUCGGUUGAGCUCUUGAACCUGAUGAAUUCAUUAAAAACAGACGUGUGGACCAAUAACACAAAGAAACUUUACGAUAAGCUAUUAAGCAUGCGAUAAUAAACAUACACUUUUAAUAUAAGGCACUUUUUUAUGGCAGACUUUACUGUUAUCAUAUUUAAAUUAUUAUAGCAUUUAAUCCAAGCGUUUGUGAGGAAAGAAGAGCAUAUUAGCAUGAGAACCUGUUUAAUCAUGACAACGAUUGUAUCAUUCUGCCUUUCAGCUCUUUAUGUUUUUGUCCAUACCAAAUAUGAUAUUUCAUUUGAACUGAACGCAAAACAUCUGAAGAACAAUUCCAACACUACUGCAUUAAAUAUCAAGAUUCCCUUUUACUUUGAUGAAUGCAAGAGUUUGCACAUAUUUAUCUAGUACGUAUUUGUUGUUGAUUUUAUUAUUAAUAUUAGUGUCUCUGUAGAUUCUGUGUAUACGAGUCUUUUCAGCGCCACAUAUGGGUGAAUCUCACACAUCCAGAUCAAAUCUGACCCCAAUAUCACAAAAAAACGAGAGAAAAAAUAUUAUAUUAGCAUAAAGACAACAACGCUUAUUUUUAGGACCAUAUGAAUAUCCAUGAGAUAUUGGAUAAUCAUAACCGUAAUAUAUAUAUAUAUAUAUAUAUAUAUAUAUAUAUAUAUAUAUAUUAAUUGAUCAUAAAUAAAAGGUAAUGCUGCAACAAACACUAUUUUUAACUUUCAGUGCAAAAAAAAAUGUUUCUUAAAUGUAAAAUAAAGCUGCUUUUAUUUUGUAAUGUGUUGAGAUUCUCCCUCACGUGGCGGCAGUGUUUCUGUUUGUACGGUUGUGUUGAGAGACACACAUUAUUGAUUUAUUUUUAGUUGAUUUGGUGGUUUGUUUGUAAUCCAGGAGAAUUUGAGUUCAUGUCCUGAUGUUCAGUCAUUAAUGCAGCUCAUAUAACAACAUGAUUGUGUUUCGAGCUCUGUUAUGUUCAUGUACGUUUAUCUGAUGAUAAUCCUCCUGCUGAGAUGGGUUUGUGUGUGUGUGUGUGUGUGUUUCUCUUGAUGUUCGGUGACCUGUGCUCUUUAAAGGGACUCGAACACUACGAGAUAACGGGUCCAUUUGAGCCCGAUUCUCCAAAUCUUAUGGAGCGAAUUAUCUGCCAUAAUUAAACAAACAAGUACAGCAUUUUGCAAACACACUCCAUCUGCUUUGCAAAGGAAAACUUGACUCAAAAAACAAACAGAAAGCAAUUUGCAAAAAAGAAGUCAAUUUGAGCAAAAAUGCAGUGAAAUAACCAAUAUUGUGUUUUACAAAUAUAAAGAAAUGAGUCUAGAUAAUAGGCUAUUUCACAAAUAAAUACAAACCAUCCGACAAAUUGCAUGUAAUCUUUGAACAAGUGUACGUCUCAUUUGUUUGUUUAAUUAUGGCACAUAAUUCGCUCCAAAAACAUCUUCCAACAGUCCUAAAGGAAAGGUCCCGAUUAUCUUGCUCAUAAUUGAUCUGAUCAGAUUUCCCUGUGUGUGUGAAGUGUGUGUUAAGAGUCAUUGAAUCUGCCGCUCGGCAUUGUUUGUUUAAUUUUAAGUCACGUUUAACCACGAGAUAUUUAGCGAGAUUUCCUGUGUAUACACUCCAGUUAUUAUAUAUUAUUCUAAAUCUUUAUAUUUGAAAGCCGAUAACUGAUAUAUCGGCCGAUAAAAAUCCACAUUUUAUCAGUCGAUAUAUCGGCUAUCAUGCUCUCAGUUAUUAUAAAUAAUUCUAAUUAUUUAUAUUUGAAAGCUGAUAACCGUUAUAUCGGCCGAUAAAUCUAAAUCCACAUUUUUAUAUAGGUUUAGAUUUAUCGACCGAUAUAUCAGUUAUUAUGCUCUCAGUUAUUAUAUCCUAAAUUCAUAUUUCAAGCAAUUCAACAAGCAGAACAGGCCAAACACACACACACACACAUCCAUGAACUAGUGUGAUUAUAAACAGGCUUUAGUUUGCAAUCAUGAAGGACAUCCUGUGUAUGUACAUAUUUCUUUUUUUAUCUUUUUGAGUUUUAAUUUAUUUUGCUAAUUGGUUUACACUGGAUUGCUCUUUGUCUCCUGCCUGAUUUUGCUGUACAUACGGAAGUCUUUACUCCCGCAUCCCUAUAGCCGACUCUAUGCAGAAACGCAUUUCCUUGGCAUGCUUUGAAAUGCAGAAAAUAAUAAUAAAAAAGAAAAACUAGAGGAAAAUACAUACGUUUGACCUUUCAUUUUUAAAGAAUAACUCUGUUAAUAAUUAUGUAAGUAUUUCAAUGAUAUAUAAAUAUAAAGGUAAUAAAGGCAGAUUUCAUGUAAUCCGCA